AUGGCCCCGCUUGACUGGUCCAGCGCUGUGGCUUCUGGCAGCGAGUGCCCAGAGGACUGCAAAUACGAGGGACUUUACGUCAGCGUGUCCGACAGAGCCUGGCGCGACAAGAACACCACCAUGAAGGUGUACAGGGACGUCGUGGACAAGCUUUGCGCGCGAGAGAAGUGCAACACAGAGCGACUGGCGGCGGAGGUCAAGCGAAGCCAGGUGCGCGUCAGCGAGCUUGAGAAGAAGUUAAGCGAGCAGCGCCAUCCGAUCCUGCGUCCGGAUAUGCAGCCCACGGACCCGUCAAGCACUACCGGAAAGGCAGCCACCUGUUCGGCGACGGGAAGCGGAAGCGAAAGCAGCUUCAGCUCUCAGGCAUGUGACCAGCAGCUGCAGGACGAAGACAUGUCAAGGCUCGAAGCUAAGAUUGACUUCUUGCAGAAGCAGCAUCCCCAAGUGCCGGCACCCUCCACAGCAGAUCUGCCCAAGAGCAGCCAGGACAUCGAGAAUCUGAAAGAAACGGCGCGGCAAGCCUUGGCGCACAAGGAUUUCAAGAAAGCUUCCGAGUAUUUGUCGGAUGCCCUCCAGCUUCUUGAAUUCGUUCCAGAAGCCCUCCAUGAUUUGUCCUGGGAGCUGUGGCAGCGUGCCACACUGUCCGCUAACCGAGCACUCGCAUGGAUCAAGCAAGAGCAGUGGGAAGCUGCGGAGGAGGACUGCAAUGCCACUUUGCGCACCAUUUCGACGCACAUAAGUAAGGCCAACGAAGUGAAGGUGGCAGCUUUCUACCGUCGCUGCGUCGCCCGGCACAAGCGGGGACAGCAUGAUGAAGCGUUCCAGGACGUUGAGCAGGGACUACGCAUCUUCCCUUGCCGCCAGGAUCUGCUGAAGCUCAAGGCACAGGUCUGUCAGGCGAUGGAGAGCUCGGUGGAACAAAUCAAGGCUAGAAUGCUUAAGGAAGUCGGGCGCAUGAUCGCCGAGGGCACGAGCGCGGCGGCAAGGAAGCGGGCUUUGAGGUGCUGGAAGUUGGAGUGGCACCCGGACAAAAACGCCAACAAGGUUGCCAAAGAAGUCUUCCAGUUCCUUCCUCAUGUCGAAGAGCUGCUUCUUGGCCAACCCGAGCAUACCUGA
Molecule: messenger RNA, 1116 nt
Organism: Symbiodinium sp. CCMP2592
Lineage: Eukaryota; Dinophyceae; Suessiales; Symbiodiniaceae
Source: the annotation of a GenBank genome assembly